Rhea pennata is the source of this 7110-nucleotide messenger RNA. It is a transcript of the gene MKI67, whose product is annotated as marker of proliferation Ki-67. Gene Ontology annotation, biological process: regulation of chromosome segregation; regulation of mitotic nuclear division. Gene Ontology annotation, cellular component: chromosome; nucleus. Gene Ontology annotation, molecular function: protein binding. NCBI's taxonomy places the organism in Eukaryota, Metazoa, Chordata, Aves, Rheiformes, Rheidae. The record is from RefSeq and is a predicted model, not a curated record. The transcript has 16 exons. Bases 1 to 7110 code for a protein of 2369 amino acids.
AUGCCGCUCUUUGGGGAAAUUGUUGUAAUUAAACGGAAUGGGACUGAUGGAAUUCAUUUCCCCCUCACUGCAAGUUCUUGUUUAUUUGGAAGGAAAACAGAAUGUGAUAUUCGCAUUCAGUUGCCUCAGGUCUCUAAAGAACAUUGCAAAAUUGAAGUAAAUGAAAACAAGGAGGCAAUACUGACUAACCUAAGUACAGUAAAUCCUACGCAACUGAAUGGUGGUUGUUUUCAGCAACCUGUACCUCUGAAGCAUGGAGAUGUGUUAACUAUUAUUGAUCGUUCUUUCAGGUUUGAAUAUCCUCCCCAAUCAACUCCAAGAAAGAGACGUUCUAGGUCUCCAAAAAAUGAAACACUGCAGGUUCUUCAUGUUCAGCAGGUGGCAGAACCAGAAUUAUUACACAAACAAACUUCAGGAUCUAAAAGUCUUCAUGAUUCUGAUAAUACUGAGUGUGAAGAACAAAAUGCCAAUGAAAAUAAACGAAGUACAGAGGAAAAUAUUUCUAAAGUUUUACCCAUCAAGCUGUUAACAUCUAAACCUUUGUAUAGAAUUCAAUCUAGUAAAAAGGAAAAUGAAAUGUCUCCUUUUAGUAAACUCUAUGAAACACUGAAACACGAGAUUGAAGUGAAAAAAACUCUGCAAGAAGGAAAUGUAUCUCAACAAGCCAAAAAAGAAGAUGGCAAGAGUGCGUUGCUAGAAUCCAGUGCUCAGAUUUCAUCAUCAGAUUAUGCUUAUGGUCUUGGAAGCCUGACUAAAGAAACAGAUUUAAGUGAAACUAUUGAAGAGUAUAAAGUGAGACAAGAAGUGGUCGGUUCAAAAUUUAAUCUGAUUACAGCUGCAGGAAGUACAGACAAGAAGAGCUUUACCAGAAGUCCCCGAACUUCGGCUUCAAAUGAGAUGUCAAGAGAUAUCGGUAAGAAAAUUCGCUUGCAAGAUCACAAGGAACAAAAUAUGUCAGGCAAAUCUGAAGGUAUUGAAGUUACAACCAAACCAAAUGAAAACACCGAUGGAAACGCAGCAUGUUCACCUAAGCCAUGCUCUAUAGAAUGUUUGGGUUAUGGAGAUAAAAUAAAAACAUACUCUUCUGCAAAAAAACCAGAACAACUAGCACCAACAACUGCUGUAACAAAUGCAACUAGCAUGACUAGUGUUUCUGAAAUAGAUAAAUGUAUUUUGUCUACUCCAAGGUCCACAAGGAGGAGUCCUCGGUCUCGUUCCGUAUCAUCUACCAAAGAAACUAGUGGAAAGGGUUCUGUAAAUUCUGAUACUCCAAUAAGUCAGCACAAUGUAUUAUUGGAACAUAAGACUUUUUCAGAAAUUUCAGCUGAACCUCAAAAGGAAGAUUUAGUAUGCAGAAAUGAUAGCCUCAAACAACUGCAUUUGGCAGAAAAUACAUGUUUGAAACAAAGGCGUAAUAGUAAACAACAUACACCAGGAAAAUCUAUAAAAGAAGUGCUGAAAGAAAUUUGUGAUCAGGCAAACUUUGUUCAGAGAGAUUCUGAAACUCCUGCCUCUUCGUCUAAUUCAAAGAGUCCCAAAAGAAAUAUCAGGCGGAGUAAAGAACUAUCAAACAGAAAUGUCUAUUCAGAGACACCGCUUUCAGAAGAAUUAACGCCAGAUCUUGCAUCUCCUGCUAGUCAAAAAUCCAGCCCUGGAAGAAAAAGGGGUAGACCAAGGACCUCUGGGCUGCUAACUAAAAAAGCACUGGAGGCAGAUGCAGUCCAAAAUCAUCAAGAUAAGGCUAUAGAUGGAAAAGAUAGUGGAACUAAAGAGGAGCUGACCACAAAGACCAAUCAGCAGAAACUAGAUUUGGAAGAUGCCAGACCUCAUAGAUUGUCAUCAAAAAGGAAGUCUAGGAGUGCUGUCAUACUGAAAGAAGAUGAGGUGGUCUCAGAAACGAAUAUUUCUAGCCUGUUGGCCGAAGAAGAGGAAUCAGGUAACAGAAGAAGAGCAUCUCAGAAGAGGAGAAGUGGCAAUUUGUUACUUCAGCCUUUAGGAAAAAGAAAGAGAGUGUCUUUUGGUGGUCAUCUAAGCCCAGAACUUUUUGAUAAGAGUUUACCUCCCAAUUCGCCCCUUAAAAGAGGUGCAAUUCCUGCAAGACUGAGCUUACCAUUUGGAAACUCGCCACGUGCCGUUCUGAAGAAGGCUCAGGGAUUGAAGCAUUUUGCAGUCCAGGUACUUCCUGAAUGUUUGCCAAAAGAAAAAGUGUCACCAAAAAAUUUGAUGACCCGGAGGUCCCCAGCUGCCUCCCCUCUUUCUGGAAAAGCAACACCUAAAUUUACUUUAAGCUCUCCAACACCUUACACUAAAGGUCGUUUCUCCAUUUCUCACGUCACGACACCAUCACCGGCUGCAGAGGAGCAGAAUGCUGUUGCAAAAGACGUGAAUACCCAGGAGAAAAACGAUACUCAAGUAAAAACACCAAAUUCUUCUCACGUUAACCAAGAUGAUAAAACUACAGCUAACAAAUUAACAAAACACGCACAGCUUGCUUUGAAGAGCACUCCCAUGAAGAGAAGAAGUGGGGCUGUAGCAGUUCUUAAUGCAAAAAGAAGAAGUGGUGCCUCCAGUGCCAAUUUGCUAGUUGCAAAAUCUUGGGCAGAGGUGGUAAAGUUAGGUGUUGCCAGACCACAAGCAAAAGCCAUUAAAAAGUCUGUCCAGAAAGGAAGAUCAGCAAAGAGGAUAACAAAAUCACCAAAGACUCCAGAAAGAAAAGUAAAGGGUCACUUUAGUACAGGUCAUGUGGAGUCUCCUGCUACCAUAGUUGUAGGCAGAGCUUAUACCACAACAGUUAGAAUGGCCGGACAGGUCCCUAAAGUGGUAAAAAAUCCUAUCUUGAAACAAAACAUGGAUACAGAUGAAAGCUUCACAGGAAUGACUGAGAUGUUUCAGACUCCAGAAAAUAAAAGUGGAAAAAGACUGCCUUUGUUCACUGUUCAGAAGACUGAUUUUACACCAACAUGUAGUGCAGUGGAAGUUUCAGAGUUGCACACUCCGGAGGAAUCUGGAGAGAUGAUAGUGUCGCCCUUAAGUAGCUCAGAUGCUUCAGAGCAGAAACAAGAUAGUCAAGACAUCUGUCACUUUCUGAGAGAUGAAGAGUUUGUGGUUGAUGCCAUCUCCACGAAUACUCCUGAAAAAAAAGAGACUAUGCUGGAAGAAAAUGUUGACAUGGACAGUUUGCUAAUAAAUCCAGAAAAAUGUACACCUUGGGUGAAAUUAGGAAUUAAAAGCACGACCCCGAAGCAGAAGCCGGAGCCAGUUGAGGCCCUGUCUGGUGUCAAGCAGCUCCUGAGGACCCCGAAGCAGAAGCUGGAGCCAGCUGAGGCCCUGUCUGGUGUCAAGCAGCUCCUGAGGACCCCGAAGCAGAAGCCGGAGCCAGCUGAGGCAGAGGCCCUGUCUGGUGUCAAGCAGCUCCUGAGGACCCCGAAGCAGAAGCCGGAGCCAGCUGAGGCCCUGUCCGGCGUCAAGCAGCUCCUGAGGACCCCGAAGCAGAAGCCGGAGCCAGCUGAGGCCCUGUCCGGCGUCAAGCAACUCCUGAGGACCCCGAAGCAGAAGCCGGAGCCAGUGGAGGCAGAGGCCCUGUCUGGCGUCAAGCAGCUCCUGAGGACCCCGAAGCAGAAGCCGGAACCAGCUGAGGCCCUGUCCGGCGUCAAGCAGCUCCUGAGGACCCCGAAGCAGAAGCCGGAACCAGCUGAGGCCCUGUCCGGCGUCAAGCAGCUCCUGAGGACCCCGAAGCAGAAGCCGGAGCCAGUGGAGGCAGAGGCCCUGUCCGGCGUCAAGCAGCUCCUGAGGACCCCGAAGCAGAAGCCGGAGCCAGUGGAGGCAGAGGCCCUGUCCGGCGUCAAGCAGCUCCUGAGGACCCCGAAGCAGAAGCCGGAGCCAGUGGAGGCAGAGGCCCUGUCCGGCGUCAAGCAGCUCCUGAGGACCCCGAAGCAGAAGCCGGAGCCAGUGGAGGCCCUGUCCGGCGUCAAGCAGCUCCUGAGGACCCCGAAGCAGAAGCCGGAGCCGGCUGAGGCCCUGUCUGGUGUCAAGCAGCUCCUGAGGACCCCGAAGCAGAAGCCGGAGCCGGCUGAGGCCCUGUCCGGUGUCAAGCAGCUCCUGAGGACCCCGAAGCAGAAGCCGGAGCCGGCUGAGGCCCUGUCCGGUGUCAAGCAGCUCCUGAGGACCCCGAAGCAGAAGCCGGAGCCGGCUGAGGCAGAGGCCCUGUCCGGUGUCAAGCAGCUCCUGAGGACCCCGAAGCAGAAGCCGGAGGCUAUUACAGAUGAAAAUGCCUCUAGAAGAUUGCUGAAGACUCCAGUGGAAGCAGUAAAAGAUAUGGCAGGUGUUAAGUUAAUCAGGAAAACUCCAAAAGUGAAAUAUCAACCAGUAGAAGAUAUGAUUGGGGUCAGCCGUAUUUUCAAGACACCAAAAGAAAAAGUUGAACCAGUGGAAGAUAUAUUUGGAAUUAGUAGAUUAGUGAGGACUCCGAGAGAGAAGUAUCACCCAGUUGAAGAUUUUGUGGGUCUGAAAAGGCUUAUGGCAGAACCCAGGGAAAAAUGUUCAGAUUUUGAAGUGGAAUAUGUCGGCGUUAAGGAGAUGUUUGAUGUACCAGAGGAAGUUAAGGUCAGAUCAAUAAAUAUUACAGAUCUUCAGCAAGAAGAUACUGUACUUCCUUGUACUAAUUCCAGUCAUGAAUCCGAAGACAAAGGAAAUAUUUCAGAAGGUGGAGAUUCUCAACAGAUGGUAUCACCCAGCAAAGACCAGUCUACAAAGAGACAAAAAAGGGGCAGACCAAGGAAGACAGUGCAUGCUAUUUCAGUAAAACAGUGUGGAAAGAAUCUAGAGGAAGAUGUAAAUUUAAAAGAAUUGCAAACUCUGGAAAUAAAGAGCCCUCAAGAGGGGAUGGAUGUGGUUAACGCUUCAGUUUCAGCGGCUAAAAAUCUACGAAGAGGAAAGAGAACAAAUCGUUGCAUUGAAGAAGAAAUUGUUUCAGUGCACAUUGAUCGUGAAAAAGCUGAAACUGUGUCAUUUGUGGAAUUAUGUGGAGCUGCUCAAAGACCAAGAAGAGGUAAAAAGAAUGAACCAAAGGAGUUAAAACAUCAGAGUCUUGAGUGUUGUGGCAAAGACUCUUCAGUGCUACAAAAAGAACCUGCAAAUAUAAAACAGACUUUGCAGGAGAAAAUGUCUAGAGGAGAGAAAAAAGUUGAAAUCACAGAACCAGUAAUUCCAUCUAAAAGAAUAAGAAGAGGAAAAAAUGUCCAAGUCAAACAGUCACCUUCAGAGGAGCUUCAUGGGACAGCGAGGAAACUUUGUAAGGACUCUUCAGCAAGGAUAAUGCAAGAAGAACAGACUUUUGACAAAGGUAUCACUGAGACUGCCCUUGCAGAAAAUUCUGAAAUCGGAGCUGAACCUGAAAUAAAGGUAGUAGAAAAAAGAGGAAAAUCUUUAAGAAAUGCUAGAAAGCAUUUGAUUGAAACAAAAACAGAAAUUUGCAGGAUGGCACCUGAAAAUAUGCAAAAAGUUCAAGACACCAAGGAAACUUCAGCAGAAACUGUUACUGAAGCACAAUCGCACAUGCAAAGUGAGAGGAAAGUAUGUCAGGGAGAUGAAUCUGAAAAUGCACAGGAGAAUGCAGCAGAGUCAUCUCAAAGAUUAAAGUCACAGUCAGCUUUUGGAGAGACAACCAAAGCACCUGCUGCUGUUCUGUACUUGGAAACAACCAGAAGCACAGUACAAGAAACAAGCAGAACUAGAAGUAGGAGAGUCAAAAAGGACUCCUUGGAGAUAAAGGCUGAUGAAUUUGUCAGAGAUGUAAACAGCCUAAAAGUAAUUGUUCCCAAACUUAAGUCAGAAACAGUGCUAGUGGAAUCCUCUGUCAAGGAUUCUUUAGGUUCUCCCAUUGUCAAGGACAUGAACGACACAGCUGCCACAGCAGUACCUGCUGCAGACAAUGACAAAGUGGCUCAUAGCUGUCAAAAGCAGACUGAAAAUGAAGAAGUACUUAAACCUCAACAAAUUGGAAUACUGCAAGAGAGUCAGACACAAAUAAAUGGGACUACGUUUAGAAGAGGUAGAGGGAAGAAAGUUAAUUUUGAACUUGAAGAAGCUAAUUCCAAAGCACUUGAAGGGAAGAGUUUACCUGGAGAUGAUAAAGGAAUAACUUAUAAAGGUGGUCAACAUGACACUUUAGAAAAUACUUCCUCACAAAUAAGGAGGAGCAGAAGAAAGCAAGUUGAUUCCAUUCCACCAACAGCUUGUUCUAGCUUUACUAAAAAACAAACAUUAAUUGAAGAUCAUAGUAAAAAUGAGACUUUUGUAGAAGAUCCAGCUUUGGAAGCUACUCUCUCCUCAACAGAAGAGAAUCCGCUGAGAUGGGGCAAAAGAGGAGAGGUUGCUGUAGCAUCACAAACCACUAGUUCUGUUUCUAUCAGAAAAAAGCGUGGGUUGCUGGAAGGUGAUGAUAAAAAGAUGACUGUGAAAGAAGAUCAAAAUAUGGCUUUGGGAAAUAAAACUUCCCAGGCAAAAUCAAAUGCAGCAGCAAAGGACAAAAGAAAGAAGAUUGAUCCAGCAGCAGAGGCAAAAAGUUCAUCUUCUCUCCAGAGAAAACGUGGCUUGUCAGAAACUGAUGAUAAAGAGGAGAGUUCUAAUCAAGAACAAAAUAUACCUUUGGAAACCAUGUCCCCAGCGAAAGAAAAACCAUUAGGAAGGGGCAGAAGGAAAGAAACUGCUUUGAUGUCACAUACAACUAAUUACAUUUCUCUUAGAGGAAGACGUGGUGUGCUAGCAGAUAGUGGUAGAGAAGAUAUUCUUAAAGAAGAUCAAAAUGUGCUUUUGGAAACUGUUGCUUCAUCUGUAAAAGAAACUCAGUUGAGGAAGGGCAGAAGGAAAGAAGUUGCCCUCUUGUUAGAAGCAACAAGUUCUACUUCUAUUCAGGGAAAACAAAGUGUAUUAAAAGAAAACAGUGGAAAGAAUACUUACGGGGAAGCUGAAAAACUGAUUUUGGAAAACUCUACUUCUCCCCAGAAAAUGGAUCUUUCAAAAAGGAACUUAAGGCAAAAAGCUAAUGUCACUUCAUUAGCUGUUCGUUCCACUUCACCACAAGGGAAAAACAUGCUUUGUCCAAAGACAUAG